CAGUGCCCUUUCACCCGUCUCCAAAGUGGCCGUUCAUAACGCCCUUUUUUUCAGCCGCAACCCACCAAUCAGCCGUUUCCAUUCCAUUUUGAUCCUUCCCAGAUCACCCUUUGACGCUUAGUCACUCAAAAUCACGCUCUCGCUUGCCGCCCACUCCGCAAACCUAUUUAAACCGUUUCUCUUCUCCUUUCCCCCCUCUCUUACAACCUCUGAUUUUCUCUGGCCCGCUACGCGUCACGUCGACCAUCCAUCUAUCUUGCACCCCGCGUUUUAUCAUUUUUCUUCGCUCAUCCAUCUCGAUUUUUAAGCACAUUUUGCCAAGAUGACUGGACGUGGCAAAGGAGGAAAGGGUCUCGGCAAGGGUGGUGCCAAGCGUCACCGUAAGAUUUUGCGUGACAACAUCCAGGGUAUCACCAAGCCCGCCAUCCGCCGUCUCGCCCGCCGUGGUGGUGUCAAGCGUAUCUCCGCCAUGAUCUACGAGGAGACCCGUGGUGUUCUGAAGUCCUUCCUCGAGUCGGUCAUCCGUGAUGCCGUCACCUACACCGAACACGCCAAGCGCAAGACCGUCACCUCGCUGGACGUUGUGUACGCCCUCAAGCGCCAGGGCCGCACCCUCUACGGUUUCGGUGGUUAAAUGCCGUCUGUUUUGCUUCGAUCUCUCUAUCGUUACAUCAUCUCGUCUGUUCAACUUGUUCUCCAUCGCUAGCCCAUCAAUUGGCUUGCCAACACGAUGUAUUCUCUUUUCUGUCGCCAUGCGCCAAUCUUCGGAGUACAACUGGAGGAUGGGUUCAUGAAAUGGAUGGAUGGAUUAAAUGCGACGAUCACGAGAGACGACAAAUUUGUCUUCGGUCUUCUUUUGCUUGGGAUGCUUUUCGCUUCAUGCAAUGGGUUACGGGGUUUCAGGAUCUGGUCGGGCAUUGGUCGUUAAUAUCAUCUGUUUCUAAUCUUCUCCUGUUUUCUUUUUCUACCAG
Molecule: messenger RNA, 971 nt
Organism: Aspergillus aculeatinus CBS 121060
Lineage: Eukaryota; Fungi; Ascomycota; Eurotiomycetes; Eurotiales; Aspergillaceae
Product: histone H4
Exons: 2
Coding region: 323-634 (103 amino acids)
Biological process (GO): nucleosome assembly
Cellular component (GO): nucleosome
Molecular function (GO): protein heterodimerization activity; DNA binding; structural constituent of chromatin
Source: RefSeq, a predicted model, not a curated record